AUGGGAAUCUCCACUGCGGCUGAGAGCGUUAGCAAAGAAGAAGAUAACCAUAUCGAGCUCACGGUAUCCGAUUCGCAUUCUCCUGCAACAAUCGAGAGUCAGAGUGAGGCUGCAGUCAACAAUGAAAGGAGUCCAAGUACGCCGUCUAAAGCUUCCAAGGUACGACAGAUUACAAUCGUGCUGGCGGGGUUCACCGUCACUGCAAUGACAUGUUCCAUCGUCUUCGCCUUUGGCGUAUACCAAGCACUGUACGAAGAGAUGGCCCAGACGCCCGACACGCCAUUCACUUCGGUCUCCUCGGCCAAGAUCGGACUCAUUGGUACCCUCGCGCUCUCGCUGAUGACCCUGGGCGGGCCGUUCGCCAUGUCGUGGGCGAAGCUCUUCUCGCCCCAGAUCGUCAUCAGCGCAGGAGGUGUGGUGUUUGGAAUCGCCUUCGUCCUCGCCAGCUUUAGCCAGCAUGUGUGGCAAUUUGCCUUGACGCAGGGCCUGCUGGCCGGUGUCGGGACGUGUCUGUCUUACGUGCCCACGACCGCCGUGGUGCCAACUUGGUUCGACAGACGCCGCGCCUUCGCGAUGGGCAUCACCAUCAGCGGCACCGGCGUGGGCGGCAUGUUCUGGCCGCCCGUCUUGCGCGCCCUCAUCACCCACGUCGGCUUCAGGAACGCGAUGCGCAUCUCGGGCUGUGCGUGCGCGGUGCUCGUCGUGGUCGCGGGGUGCGCGUUGCCCUUUGAACCGGGGUUUAGAGAUCGAAUGAGGCCGGAGGCACCUAUGUCCUCGGCCCCGUCCACAUCCACGUCCACGCUCACACCGAGGACGAACAAGCCGCGCGCUAGAUCGACGACGAUGACGAUUUUACGCCGCAUGAUGACCCUCCCAAGACUAGAUUCCGACGUCGCGUCUUCCCGAAAAUUCAUCGCGCAAGCAUUCGCCAACUUCGUGCAGGCGGCAGGCUACUCGACGCCGCUGUUCUUCUACGCCGCCUACGCGCAGAGCAGGGGGUACAGCGCCAACGCAGCCGCCAACUUCAUCUCGAACACGGGAGGAUCGGAUUCACCGAAGAGAAGAGCGCAAGAUGGGCCGCCACCUAGCGGCCCAGGCCUUGAGGAAGUCCGCGUCGCGAGAUGA
Exophiala spinifera is the source of this 1125-nucleotide messenger RNA. RefSeq lists its product as uncharacterized. The coding region runs from base 1 to 1125 and encodes 374 amino acids. The transcript has 2 exons. Gene Ontology annotation, biological process: transmembrane transport. NCBI's taxonomy places the organism in Eukaryota, Fungi, Ascomycota, Eurotiomycetes, Chaetothyriales, Herpotrichiellaceae. Gene Ontology annotation, cellular component: fungal-type vacuole membrane. Gene Ontology annotation, molecular function: transmembrane transporter activity. The record is from RefSeq and is a predicted model, not a curated record.